AUGACUUCCGGUACACUCCCGCUGAACACCUACCACCGUGCCUCUCAGAUUGGGUCGGGAACCUUCGGUUCGGUUGUAACGGUAUACAACGAAGAAGGCAACCAAUUUGCCCUCAAAAUUUUUCUCAAAGAAGAUGAAGACGAUGAAGAAAGGAGCGAGAUUCUGAAUCUGGGGGCUAUGCGAGAAAUAUCGAUUCUAAGGCUAUUGAGACACGAGAACGCUCAUCCAAAUAUUAUUGCGAUGGUUGACGUGCAACCCGGGUUUUGCGACGACGACACCACUGGUGCAGGUACCGCGGGCUGUUUAGGUAUGACGCUUCCACUUUAUCCUCUCGGCAGUCUUGAGUUGGCUAUAUCUAAGAGACUACUAUGUACGCGAGAAAUGAAAAUAAAAGUUGUACACGGUUUGCUCUCGGCCGUCACCUACCUACAUGACAAUGGUAUUAUUCACCGAGAUAUCAAAAGCGACAACAUUCUUCUCGAAGAAGAUGGCGACAGCUACAGGCCCGUCUUGAUCGACUUUUCGCUCGCCAAGAUUGUUUCUUCCGUUGAAAUUGACGACUCGGUGAAGCAUACAGGAGAAGUAGGUACGGUGACCUACACAGCACCCGAGAUCGUUGCCGGCGAAUUGUACGGAGCUAAGUCUGAUAUUUGGAGUGCAGGUGUUGUCAUUCUUGAAUUACUC
Phaeodactylum tricornutum CCAP 1055/1 is the source of this 684-nucleotide messenger RNA. RefSeq lists its product with no specific name. Gene Ontology annotation, molecular function: ATP binding; protein serine/threonine kinase activity. The annotation marks the transcript as partial. The transcript is spliced from 2 exons. The record is from RefSeq and is a predicted model, not a curated record. Gene Ontology annotation, biological process: protein phosphorylation; mitotic DNA damage checkpoint signaling. NCBI's taxonomy places the organism in Eukaryota, Bacillariophyta, Bacillariophyceae, Surirellales, Neidiaceae. Gene Ontology annotation, cellular component: nucleus.